Molecule: messenger RNA, 2572 nt
Organism: Prosopis cineraria
Lineage: Eukaryota; Viridiplantae; Streptophyta; Magnoliopsida; Fabales; Fabaceae
Product: coiled-coil domain-containing protein SCD2-like
Exons: 20
Coding region: 225-2222 (665 amino acids)
Biological process (GO): cytokinesis by cell plate formation
Source: RefSeq, a predicted model, not a curated record
UCGAACAAUUCGUGGUCUUGUCCCCGUCACAACCUUCGUCUUCGUGUUCUGUUCUUUCCCUCCCCUGUCCCCAUGCCUUAACGAACGGAUCCUUCGAGCCUCCACAAUUGCUGGGCACUACAAAACUCAUUCAUCACCGAUUCAUUGUUUGCAAAUGAUAUGAAUCUAAAUUAGCCAAAAAAUUUCCUCACCUAUCUCUUCCGUUUCAUCUCUUCCGUCGAGAAAUGAUGGAUCGGACGAGGAUGAGCGAUAGGCAGAGGAACAGCACAGGGUCGCCAAGGGCGCCAAUGUCACCGACGAUGUCGCCAAUGAAUCGCCAUGCUCAGGCAGGUUCCUCUGCGGCGUUCAAUAUGCGGAGAGGGCCGAACAAUGCUGCCAAAGCUGCCGCUCAGAGGCUCGCACAGGUCAUGGCACACGCAGCCGACGAAGAUGACGAGGACGACGACCUUGCUCUUGAUUAUGCUGUGAUUAGUGGCAGUGGAAGCAUUGGACUCGGAGGAACUGGAAGAGCAACGCCUGCACGAGCUUCCCUGGCUGUUCGGCCUAUUCAAGAACAACCAACAUCCGCAAGAACGCGGGUCCCAGUGUCGAUUCGGACUGCUCAGAAUAACAAUGAACAAACUCCAGCUGCUGCAAGACCCCGGUCCCCAAUGACUGUUCGUACCGCUCCGGCGGCUCAAGAACAACAACCUCCAUCAGCAAAAGCCAUAUCAGGAGGGCGAUCAUCUUUCUCAGCUGUAAAUAGUGUUGAGCAGCCGUCACCUCCAGCAGCCACAUCGGUUCGUUCAGCCAUUCCUGGCCAUGUCGCGGAUCAAGGAACUACUACUCAUACAGUAUCAGGGAACCGAGCUCUGGAAUUGUCUCCAUCGGCUCGUACGAUAAUAGUUACUCGGUCACCUCAACUCAGCGCCAUGAAUGAUCUAUCGCCUUCUGCUCGUGCUGCUGCUGCAACUGCCCGUCCUAAUCCGGGACCUAAGGCUGCUUCCGUUGGACCUCCUAUGGUGCCUACGACACUCAGACAAACCACUUCGGGUAUUCCUCCAGAGGCCACUCAGGAAACUAAAAGAGACAAGAGAUUGUCACUUGAUCUAGGGAGUAUGAACUUAAGAGAUGGUGCUAUUAGUCGACAUCCUUCUUCUUCUACAGCUCUUGAGGAUGAGCUUGAUAUGCUACAAGAAGAAAAUGAAAGUUUGCUCGAAAAGCUUCGACUUGCCGAGGAGAGGUGCGAUGAAGUUGAAUCAAGAGCUCGACAGCUAGAGCAACAGAUUGCUAGUCUAGGGGAUAAUCUUGGAGAAGGUGUAAGCUUAGAGGCCCGCCUAUUAAGCAGGCAAGAGGCAGCGCUGCAGCAAAGAGAGGCUGCUCUGAGAGUUGCUGCACAAACUCAGGGAUGUACAGCUCCAGACGUUGCAGCCCUUCGUGCGGAAGCUGAGAUUGCAAGGGAGGAGGCAACAUCUGCACUAGAGCAGCUAAAAGAAACCGAGAGUGAGUUAAAAUCACUGCGGCUUUUGACUCAACGAAUGAUACUCACCCCCGAAGAAAUGGAGGAGGUUAUUUUAAAGAGGUGCUGGCUUGCUCGUUAUUGGGGUUUAUGCGUACGCCAUGGUGUUUAUCGCGACAUUGCUGAAGCUAGAUUUAAAUUCUGGUCUUCAUUUGCCCCGGAUCCUGUUGAAGUUGUAUUAGCCGCUGGACAGAGAGCUAAAAUGGAGACAGACAAUGAUGCAGAGACAAAAGAUAAUCCACGUGACCUAAAUGAACUUUCUGGGGAGGGAAAUAUUGAGAAUAUGCUUUUUGUUGAGCAAGGUUUGCGGGAAUUGGCUUCGUUGAGGGUAGAAGAAGCAUUGGCAUUUACGAUGGCACAACAUAGGCGACCAAAUUUACUGAAGUCUGGCUUUUCAGAUGUCGCAAGACUACCAAUUGAAGGGCAUUUUGAUGCAUAUGAAUUGGGGCAGGACGAGGCUGAAGACGUUUCUUUUAAGCAGGCUUGGCUUACGUACAUUUGGAGGAGAGCUAAAAGGCAUGGGAUAGAACCAGACAUAGCAGAUGAGCGUUUGCAGUACUGGAUUAAUUUCAAGGCAAAUACUUCGCAUGAUGCAGUCAAUGUUGAACGUGGCUUGGCGGAGCUCAAGAGGUUUGGAAUUGAAACGCAGUUGUGGGAAAAAUCUCGCAAAGAGCUGGAGCAAAUCAUUGACGGUUCCAAAAGACUGAGCCGCUCUGACUUUUGAUUUAGGCAGUGAAAUUGACGGUUACUUAGAUCCCCGUUUGGGCAAAGCUAUUCCAUUCAUUCAAUGUGAUCGAAGCUGAUCUAUGGCCAUACACACACACUGACACACACACACACCGUCAACCAAGCGUAAAAUAUUAGGGGUCUAGAAAAAUGGCUAAUUUAGUUGCCAGCAUCCCAUGCAAUUCUUACACGUUCAGAUACAUGAUGUCAAGCGGGGGAAGACACUACAUCGUUUUUUUUUCCCUGCCAGAAAGGCAAUACAUCUGUUUUAACAAUAAGUUGCAUGAUUCAGAGAUUAGACAGCAAAAUUGUAUAAUUUAGAGAAUAAGAGGUGAUUCAUUUUAGAAA